CUCUUUUCUUUAUCAAUUAAUUUCCCAAAUAUAUUCAAUCGAACCUCUCUCUCUCUCCCUCUCCCCUCUUAACCCUUCCCCUCGACUGCCCUCGAGAAUCUUCAAUCCCUCGAAUUUCUCCGCCCCUCUUUUUAUUUAGCUCUUCCAAUUCCUCUUUUCUCCCCUCCCUCAAAUUUCUCAAACAUGGAAGGACGAGUCCACUGCUGUUCCGGCGAUUCCGCCACCACCACCACCUCCUCCACCGGCGAGAAGCGUAAGCACGGCGGCGGCGGCGGGGGCAGGACCCAGGCGGAGAAGCCGUACAGGGGGAUAAGGAUGAGGAAGUGGGGGAAGUGGGUCGCCGAGAUUCGGGAGCCCAAUAAGCGGUCCAGGAUCUGGUUGGGCUCGUACUCCACCCCCGUCGCCGCCGCGCGGGCCUACGACACGGCCGUCUUCUACCUUCGUGGGCCCACGGCCCGGCUCAACUUUCCCGACCUAAUUCUCCAGGAGGACCAGCUCCGCGGCGACGACGUCUCCGCCGCCAGCAUCCGCAGGAAGGCCACCGAGGUCGGCGCGAAAGUCGACGCCCUUCAGAGCUCUUCCGCCGCCGCCGCUGCGGUCCACCACCAUACACCCACCUCGUCCUCCGGCGCCGAGGACAGCCACACCACCACCGCCUCCGCCGCCAGACCGCCGCCGCAGAAGCCGGAUUUGAACGAGUAUCCUAAUCCUGAAAAUUCCGACGACGAGGAGGAUUAAGGCGGUGAAUUCGGUAGCAGCGGAAGAUGAGCUUUUUCUUAACUGUCCAUAAUUUCCCACUUUGCCCCUUUGUUUAAUUCUCUAUAUCGCUUGUUGUUUUUUUUUUUUUUUUAUUACUUACGUAUACAGUAGUUUUUUUUUUCUUUCUUGUUUUUGUAUUUGGGUUUGAUGAUAUAUCUUUUUGGGUAGCCUCCGGCGGCCGGAGGAAGGGAUUUUGGCGGCCGGAGGAAGGGAAAUCAAGAGGAGAAGAGGGGGGGAUUGUUGUUUAGGUUUGCGGUGGAGAAAGGGGAGGAAUGGAAUCAAAAACAGGGGUUCUGUUUCUCUGUCUUUUACAUAAGAUGUAAUAGCACCAUAGUACACAGUAAGUAGCUUAGAUGAAGAAGAAGAAGGAGAAAAAAAAAAAAGUAGCCUAGCUUACUCUUCAACUUCUCCUCCUUUUAGUAAAAUUUGCAGUCCAUUUUCCGAUUAGUGGUUUGGAUUUCUGUUUAUUGCUAGAAAAUGAAUUGUUUCCUUGAAUUCGUCCCUCGAAUCGCUGCUAAAUAAAAUAGUUUGGCAUCAUAUGGCAAAUGGGCAUGAAUCCAAACAAAUUUCUGUUUCGAGAAACCUGAGGCUUCAUAUUUUAGUUAAUUUGAGGGCACUUGUCCUCAAUUGUAGUGAAUGGGAAAUGGGAUUUUGAAAAUCCUCCAAAGAUUCGAGUUUGUGUUGGCUUAAAGAGGGGAUUUAACAAACACCGUUGAUAUAUAUCCUUUGAGAGGGAAAUGACCGAACAGGACUUCUCCUCUUGGUCGGUCGGGUUCCUUGGGUUUGGGAGGAUGAGACAAAUCCUAACUACCCGCUUAUGUGAUUAUGGAGUUCGGGUAUUAGCCAUUAGGUAAGGGUCGAGAAAAAAUGGUAUGUGGUAUUUAGCAGUUUUAGCAUAGAAUGUAUUUAGCGAUCCUUAGAUGAUUUGUGGCGUCUGAUGUAUCUUUUCUAAAAUCUUAAUUUACUCGAGUAUUUACCCGGAAAUAUAAGGGUCUGAAUGAC
Molecule: messenger RNA, 1761 nt
Organism: Linum trigynum
Lineage: Eukaryota; Viridiplantae; Streptophyta; Magnoliopsida; Malpighiales; Linaceae
Source: the annotation of a GenBank genome assembly